AUGAACCGUCUCCUCCACCAAUCGGUUUCCCGUGGCGCCGUGGCGAUUCGUGCCACGUCUACAGUCACAACGAAGCCACCAGCACCAAAUCAGAUCACCAAACAGAAUGCCGAGUUCGAUAAAGUCACUCAUACCGGACAGGCGUGGGACCAGUCAGAUUACCGUCUCCAACGUUUCGACAUCUCGAAAAAGAGUGUGAAUCCAAACGUUGCAAUGCAUCUGAUCGAUCAACGUCCACCAGAGGAUUGUGGUGAUAAGAGAGUCGUCUUCUGUGAUGGAGGACAUCCAGCUCUUGGACACCCAAAAGUUUAUAUCAAUUUGGACAAACCAGGAGUCCACGCAUGCGGUUACUGUGGCAAUCGAUUCUACAAUUCGCACGCGACGAAAGGAGAAGAUAUGAAGAUUCAGCACCUUAAUUGCUAA
This is a messenger RNA of Caenorhabditis remanei, 423 nucleotides long. RefSeq lists its product as uncharacterized. The record is from RefSeq and is a predicted model, not a curated record. Bases 1 to 423 code for a protein of 140 amino acids. NCBI's taxonomy places the organism in Eukaryota, Metazoa, Nematoda, Chromadorea, Rhabditida, Rhabditidae. The transcript is spliced from 3 exons. Gene Ontology annotation, biological process: mitochondrial electron transport, NADH to ubiquinone.